Molecule: messenger RNA, 2015 nt
Organism: Clupea harengus (Atlantic herring)
Lineage: Eukaryota; Metazoa; Chordata; Actinopteri; Clupeiformes; Clupeidae
Gene: wrnip1
Product: WRN helicase interacting protein 1
Biological process (GO): DNA-templated DNA replication; DNA synthesis involved in DNA repair; DNA repair
Cellular component (GO): nucleus
Molecular function (GO): ATP hydrolysis activity; single-stranded DNA helicase activity; ATP binding
Source: RefSeq, a predicted model, not a curated record
AAAAGUUAUAGCCUACUGGCGCCAAAUGAAACAUGGCGGAUUCAGAAGUGCCGGACAGCUUUGGUGCAGUUCAGUGUCCCGUGUGUUCGGACAAGUUUCAGCCUGCGACUAUCAACGCGCACCUGGACAAUUGUCUGUCUGGAAACGACAAUCCGAAGUUAUCUACAACCGACAAUGAACCACCCUCCAAAAAAUCUCGCAUUUCUAACGAGUAUCCUCCUUGCACCUCAGCUGUCACGCCUGCGGGAACUGAUACGAAGUCGAGUAGUACCUCAUCAAUGUUUUCAAUGUUUCAGCAUAAACAGAAAAUGUCUGCAAAGGAACGUGAUGAAAACACUUCGAACACACAGAUUAAUGAUGCCUCAACUUCAACGGACAAAAAAACUGUCUCUCUAUCUGUGAGAGCGCUGCUUAACACUGACAAGCCAUUGGCAGAGAAACUGCGACCUAACACGCUUGAGGAGUAUUUCGGCCAAAACAAAGUUUUGGGGGAGCAUACAUUGCUUCGGUCACUCCUUCAAUCUCAGGAGGUUCCAUCACUCAUACUUUGGGGACCACCUGGGUGUGGAAAGACCACCCUAGCUCAUAUUAUUGCCAGCUCCAGUAAAAAGAAUGGCACUGCACGCUUUGUGGCGCUUUCUGCCACCAGUUCGUCCACCAAUGAGGUACGAGAGGUCAUCAAGCAAGCCCAAAAUGAGCUCCGCCUCUUCAAGAGGAAGACUAUCCUCUUCAUCGAUGAGAUCCAUCGUUUCAAUAAGUCCCAGCAGGACACCUUCCUCCCUCACGUGGAGUGUGGGACGGUCACGCUGAUCGGGGCGACCACCGAGAACCCCUCCUUCCAGGUGAACAGUGCCCUACUGAGCCGCUGUCGCGUGAUCGUGCUGGAGCGUCUGUCCGUGGAGGCGAUGGGCUCGAUCCUGAAGCGAGCAGUGGAUGCUCUGGGGAUACAACUUGUGCCAGUUGUCGAUUCGGAGGAUGGUUGCUCAGCCUCUGCAGCACUCCCGUCUGAGCCUCAGGUUUACAUUGAGCAGAAGGCCCUGGACACAAUUGCCCACCUGUGUGAUGGCGAUGCUCGUGCUGGACUGAACGGACUCCAGCUGGCAGUGCAGGCCCGGAUGGCUUCCCAUAGGGCGGGCAUGUCUGAUCCCAGCGGCGCCCCUACGCGCGUCCUCAUUCAAGAGGAGCAUGUCAAAGAGGGACUCCAGAGAUCCCACAUCCUCUAUGACAAAGCUGGUGAGGAGCACUACAACUCCAUCUCUGCACUCCACAAGUCUAUGCGGGGUUCUCACGAGAACGCUGCCCUCUACUGGUUGGGCCGGAUGUUGGAGGGAGGGGAGGACCCGCUGUACGUGGCACGCAGGCUUGUCCGCUUCGCCAGCGAAGACGUGGGUUUGGUGGACCCUGCCGCCUUGCCUCAGGCUGUGGCUGCCUUCCAGGCCGCCCACUUCAUUGGUAUGCCUGAGUGUGAGGUGAUUCUAGCCCAGUGCGUGGUGUACUUGGCCCGGGCGCCUAAGUCAGUGGAGGUCUAUAAGGCCUACAGUAACGUGAAGGCCUGCCUGAGGAACCACCGUGGUCCAUUGCCCCCAGUGCCACUCCACCUACGCAACGCACCCACCCGCCUUAUGAAGAACCUGGGCUACUCCAAAGGCUACAAGUACAACCCUGCCUUCAGCUCUCCUGUGGAUCAGGAUUACCUGCCUGAGGAGCUACGUGGACUGGACUUCUUUACCUGGACUCCCACCGACCAAUAAUGCCCUUUCUGGCUAGUGAGGUCUUCCUCUGGAGGGCUCUGCUUCAACUUAAAGUGGAAUGUCACUUGGCAUAGCAGGCCUCGUUGUGAGCUAGAUGUUUGCUAGCGUAUUGAAUGCAAUGGAAAUGAAAUGGCUUUGCAAAAAAGACAGGGAAUGCAGAGAAGUUUUGAUUUAUACAUUUUAUCCUGUGACCAAAAUGCUCCUGAUGAAAGGUAUCUCUUUUACCAUCAUCAUCAUAUAUGUAAUAAAUGUUUACCCAAACAA